Molecule: messenger RNA, 441 nt
Organism: Selaginella moellendorffii
Lineage: Eukaryota; Viridiplantae; Streptophyta; Lycopodiopsida; Selaginellales; Selaginellaceae
Product: ATP synthase subunit epsilon, mitochondrial
Exons: 2
Coding region: 36-275 (79 amino acids)
Biological process (GO): proton motive force-driven mitochondrial ATP synthesis
Cellular component (GO): mitochondrial inner membrane
Molecular function (GO): proton-transporting ATP synthase activity, rotational mechanism
Source: RefSeq, a predicted model, not a curated record
UCAAAAAAGCUAGAGUAGCAUUAGGGCUCUUGGCUAUGGCGUCGCCAGCAGCAGCAGCAGCGGCAACAGGGCCGGCGGCCACGGCCUACUGGCGCGUCGCGGGCAUGACCUACAUGUCCUACGCAAACGCCUGUGCCACGCACCUCCGCAAGUGCCUCAAGGAGCCCUACAAGACCCAGACUGCCGCCAGGGAGCAAGUCCACUACAAGAUCACCAAGUGGGUCGACGGCGUCGCCCAAAAGCCAGAGUUUCGGGGAACCGGAGGAUUCGAGUGAGAGUGGUCGAUCCAUUGCCCCCAAAUAAUUGGAAACGCUUGUUAGGCUCUCCCUCUCUCUCUUUUGUUUCUUCUGGCUUGGUGAUUCCUCCAGCAAUAACCUGUAGAGGAUUCAACACGAUAAUUUUCGCUGAAAUUCGAGAAAGCUCUCAUAGUUUUGGCCCGAA